AUGAACGGCGGCAGCAUAAAUCCUGGAAGGUCACAUAUUUGUGUUGCAAUGGCUUCAGACAUGACAUCUACUGCAACUGCCAAGGAGGUAAACAUCGGCGACCUGCUCACCUCCAGAUCUUCCACCUACCAGGUUCAGUCUUUCCUGGGCCAGGGCACCUCUGGCAAGGUUGCAAAGUGUGCAAGAAUUGGUGACAAGAAAACAGUCGCCAUCAAAAUGAUAAAAAACCAUGGCUCCAACAUCCAGAUGGCAAAAGAAGAGGUUGCCACUCUAAUAAAACUAAAAUCACUGGAUCCGGAUAAGUGCAACUUGAUUUGCUGGCACCAGGAUUUCGUUUCCAAAGGACAAAUUUGCCUCAUGUUCGAGCACCUGGAUAAAAGUCUUUUUGACUUCAUGAAGGGGAGGAAUUUUCAACCUCUCCCUCUGAUGGAGAUCAGACCAAUUGUACAGCAGCUCGCCAAUGCACUAAACAACUUGAAGACAGUUGGAGUAAUACAUGCUGACCUCAAGCUGGAGAACGUGAUGUUGGUAAACCAUGCCCAGGAGCCUUUCAGAGUGAAACUCAUCGACUUCGGUCUGGCCUGUAAAGUGUCAGCUGCCAGGCCGGGUGCUCACAUUCAGACCCGUCCGUACAGGUCUCCGGAGAUUAUUCUAGGGCUCCCGUUCACAGAGGCCAUAGAUAUGUGGUCUCUGGGCUGCUUGGCUGCUUCCCUUUACACCGGCACUCUAAUGUACCCCGGCUUGAAUGAAUACGAUAUGAUGUGGUACAUCGUAGAGACUCAGGGUCAACCACCGGACAACCUCCUCGACCUCGCACCAAAGACUGCUUGUUUCUUCAAGAGACUCCCUGACUCCACUACCGGUGGCAAGAAAUAUCAACUGCUGACACGAGAGGAGUUCAAAGCCAAGACAGGGAUUCAGCCAAUGGCGAACAGGAGAAUGAAGUUCAGAUCUCUACAUGACUUGCUGCGCGUCCGGGUCAUCAACUCCCAGAAUCCUGCAGAUAGGGCUGCAGAAAAAGCUGACCUGCGGAUGUUUGUAGACAUGCUGGUCGGAAUGCUCCAGAUCGAUGCUGCCAAGAGGAUCACACCCCAUCAGGUGCUAGAGCAUCCGUUCAUCAACAUGGGCCACUUAGUGAGCAUGAAAUCUGGCAGCUCCUAUGUCAAGUCCUCUUAUGAGAUAAUGGAAGCUUGUCAGAAAAAGACCACAACUUCUAGCAGGGUGAGUUCUCUGAGUGGGUCUCAGCAGCAGCCCUUGUCUGGGACCAGUCAUCGUGUCCGGCAGAACCUUCCUCAUCCUUCUGCUGAGAGGAGGAGCCAGACCCAACCUGGCAACAUCCACCCCCGUCCCUGCACUAGUGCCCAGACCACUAGUUCAGCCAAGUCAGGGAUGAAAAGAAAGAUAUACGAAGAAGAUGAGACCUUGCAUCUGGCCAAAAGGGUCAAGACUGAAUCGCACAGAUUCUGGAUCCCCCUCCCUGCUCACCCUCCUCGACCUUUCAGCGGCUUUUGA
Centropristis striata (black sea bass) is the source of this 1512-nucleotide messenger RNA. RefSeq names its product homeodomain-interacting protein kinase 1-like. NCBI's taxonomy places the organism in Eukaryota, Metazoa, Chordata, Actinopteri, Perciformes, Serranidae. The record is from RefSeq and is a predicted model, not a curated record. Gene Ontology annotation, biological process: positive regulation of transcription by RNA polymerase II; intrinsic apoptotic signaling pathway in response to DNA damage by p53 class mediator; peptidyl-threonine phosphorylation. The transcript is spliced from 10 exons. Gene Ontology annotation, molecular function: protein serine/threonine kinase activity; ATP binding; transcription coactivator activity. The coding region runs from base 1 to 1512 and encodes 503 amino acids. Gene Ontology annotation, cellular component: PML body; nucleus; cytoplasm.